Molecule: messenger RNA, 639 nt
Organism: Cavenderia fasciculata
Lineage: Eukaryota; Evosea; Eumycetozoa; Acytosteliales; Cavenderiaceae
Gene: rab21
Product: Rab GTPase
Exons: 4
Coding region: 1-639 (212 amino acids)
Biological process (GO): Rab protein signal transduction
Molecular function (GO): GTPase activity; GTP binding
Source: RefSeq, a predicted model, not a curated record
AUGUCUGAAGCAGAGAAGAGUUUCAAAGUAGUCCUUCUAGGUGAAGGUUGUGUUGGAAAGACAUCAAUAGUUUUAAGAUACAUUCAAAAUACAUUUGUAGAUAAACAUGUUAUGACACAACAUGCUGGUUUCUUUCAAAAGAAUAUAAAUAUAGCAGGAAAGAGAGUUGGUCUAACUAUUUGGGAUACCGCCGGACAAGAAAGAUUCCAUGCUUUAGGUCCAAUUUAUUAUAGAGGUUCACAAGGUGCUAUUGUAGUAUACGAUAUUACAGAUGCAGAUUCAUAUACAAAGGCAAAGAAUUGGAUUAAGGAGCUAAAGGCAAUGUUGGGCAAUGAUAUUGUGCUCUGUUUGAUUGGAAAUAAGUGUGAUUUGGAAAAGUCUAGAGUAAUUACUUUGGAAGAAUCGGAAGCAUAUGCUGCUUCAGUUGGUGCCAAACAUUAUGGCACAUCUGCAAAAUUAAACAAAGGUGUUGAAGAGUUAUUCUUGGAUUUAACUAAAAGAAUGUUAACUAAAAGUACAGCUAUACCAACCAUUUCAGGAUCAUCAAAUCAAGGAGCAACAACAUCGAAUAGACAAGACAGAAUCCCAAUCGUUCCAGAAAAUGAAAAUAGUCAAGAGGGAAAGACCUGUUGCAAAUAA